This is a messenger RNA of Diachasmimorpha longicaudata, 1586 nucleotides long. Its product is annotated as enhancer of split mbeta protein-like. Bases 203 to 838 code for a protein of 211 amino acids. NCBI's taxonomy places the organism in Eukaryota, Metazoa, Arthropoda, Insecta, Hymenoptera, Braconidae. Gene Ontology annotation, molecular function: RNA polymerase II cis-regulatory region sequence-specific DNA binding; protein dimerization activity; DNA-binding transcription factor activity, RNA polymerase II-specific. The record is from RefSeq and is a predicted model, not a curated record. Gene Ontology annotation, biological process: regulation of transcription by RNA polymerase II; regulation of neurogenesis; anterior/posterior pattern specification. Gene Ontology annotation, cellular component: nucleus. The transcript is spliced from 2 exons.
CUCAACAUCACCACCUCACAAUAUCUCGCUGAUCGUUCACCAGUAAAGUUCGUCAAGAACACCACAAGUUUAUUAAAUAAUAUCAGUGUUGACAGCGCACUCGCAGUCACUGACUACACAUCAAGUGAAAUAACAAGAUUAUAAUUAAUCUUGAAUUGUGAUUAACUGUGAUUAGUGUGAAAAUAACGAAGGAUAUUAAACAAUGCAGAUGAACGAGCAAAUGAUGGUUGUUGAUGGACAGGAGCAACCGAUAUCGAGAACAUAUCAAUACAGAAAGGUGAUGAAACCAAUGCUAGAACGCAAACGUAGAGCCCGCAUCAACCUCUGUCUAGAUCAGUUAAAAGAUCUAAUGGUAACAGCCCUAGCUGGUGAUGGUGAGAACGUAGCAAAAUUGGAAAAGGCUGACAUCCUGGAAUUGACAGUUCGUCAUCUUCACAAACUCCAGCGUCAGCAGCGUCUCUCCGCAAAUCCAGUUAUUGAUUCGGAUCGUUUUCGCGCUGGUUACACCCACUGUGCUAAUGAGGUGAGCCGAUGCUUGGCUGCAACACCAGGAGUCGACAUUGCAUUGGGAACAAAACUCAUGACACACUUGGGACACAAGUUAAAUUUAAUGGACAAGACUGGACCACUGACUAUUCACGUAGCAGCACCUCAAUCAUCACCGUCGGGCAGUGAAUCAUCGAUGACUGAUGAUUAUCCAAUGCCCUUGACCCCAGCAUCGAGUCAACCAUCACCUUCGGCAAUCAGAAGUGAUGUGGACCUGAGUAUGUCGAGUCAAACACAUCACGGACUUCUGCAAGUUGCCAAAACGACGGAGGCGGUCUGGAGGCCGUGGUAAAUCAACUUGGAGGGAUUUAUUGGGGACAAUUGUGUAAACGUCAUCGCGAGAUGGGAAUUAAUAGCGAUAUUUGUGAUGUUAGAGUCAAAAUUAUUGAGGGUUUAAAUAAUGCUAAGAGACUUUACGUUAUUAUCACAUGAAAAACGAUCAAAAACAUUUUUUUUGUUACAACUGACGAUAAUAAUUCGUAGAAAAUGUUUUCGGUAUUUUUAACGAGUCAUUGAUUCGGUGGGUAAAUGUUUUUGAUUGUUUUUUUUUUUUAAUUAGGAGAGGGUUAAGACACGAUCUCGACACGACACAAGGUCACGGUACUUCGUGCCAAGUGUUUCAAGCUUUAAUUUACUUCAGAGUUAGAUUUUUUGUCACUUUAAUAAUUGUUUAAUGAUAAAUAACUUUUUGUCUGUUCUGGCAGUCGUUGAACUGUUCAAUUAAUAAUUAAUGUGCAAUUUAAUGAUUUGAUUUUACUCAGUUCAGAGUUUAAUGAUGUAUAGGAUGGCGCCAGAACAUUUUUCAAUUCGUAUGUAUGAGCCUCGUCUCGGUCGUUUUUUUAUAAUUGACCAUUAUUUGAUGUAUCAUUAGAUCCUUGAUUUAGAGCAAAUCAAAAAUUGUCAUAAAAAUUGUUGAGAAUUUCUAUGACCGAGCGGAGGAUCUUGUGAUAGAGAAACAUGUACCUGUGAUAUUUACUGUAGCAGAUGUGCUAGUAAAUGUUUUAUUAGAUUUAUAAAAUAAACAGAACGAUUUUUAAAAA